Microtus ochrogaster (prairie vole) is the source of this 2890-nucleotide messenger RNA. It is a transcript of the gene Nedd1, whose product is annotated as NEDD1 gamma-tubulin ring complex targeting factor. The record is from RefSeq and is a predicted model, not a curated record. NCBI's taxonomy places the organism in Eukaryota, Metazoa, Chordata, Mammalia, Rodentia, Cricetidae. Gene Ontology annotation, biological process: mitotic cell cycle; microtubule nucleation. Gene Ontology annotation, cellular component: cytoplasm; spindle pole; centrosome. Gene Ontology annotation, molecular function: gamma-tubulin binding.
CGCUGAGCGGACGCUCCGGGCUCCGCCUCCCCCGUGAUGUCACGCGGGGCGGGACUUCCGGCCGCCCAAGUUUAACAGUCCAGGCGGGAGCCGGAAGCGCGGCCGCGGAGCGGGUGGUCCCACGCCUGAGAGGCUCAGUCAUGCAAGAAAACCUCAGAUUUGCUUCAUCAGGCGAUGAUAUUAGAAUAUGGGAUGCUUCGUCUAUGACAUUGGUGGAUAAAUUCAACCCCCACACGUCACCACAUGGAAUCAGUUCGAUAUGUUGGAGCAGCAAUAAUAACUUCCUAGUGACAGCAUCUUCCAGCGGAGACAAAAUAGUGGUGUCAAGUUGCAAAUGUAAACCCGUCCCGCUUUUGGAGCUUGCUGAAGGGCAAAAGCAGACAUGUGUCGAUUUAAAUUCCACAUCAAUGUAUUUGGCAAGUGGAGGCCUAAAUAACACUGUUAAUAUUUGGGAUUUAAAAUCAAAACGAGUUCAUCGGUCUCUUAAGGAUCAUAAAGCUGAAGUCACUUGUGUGGCAUACAAUUGGAAUGAUUGCUACAUUGCCUCUGGGUCUCUCAGUGGUGAGAUUGUUUUGCACAGCGUAACCACGAAUACAUCCAGUACACCUUUUGGCCAUGGAAGUAAUCAGCCUGUCCGGCACGUGAAGUACUCCCUGUUUAAGAAGUCUCUCCUCGGCAGUGUUUCGGAUAAUGGAGUAGUGACCCUCUGGGAUGUCAACAGUCAGAGCUCAUACCAUAGCUUUGACAGUACACACAAGGCUCCCGCUUCAGGCAUCUGUUUCUCUCCUGUCAAUGAACUGCUGUUUGUAACCAUAGGCCUGGAUAAGAGAAUCAUCCUCUAUGACACUUCAAGUAAGAAGCUGGUGAAAACUUUAAUGGCCGACACUCCUCUGACUGCAGUAGAUUUUAUGCCUGAUGGAGCCACUUUGGCUAUUGGGUCUUCCCGUGGGAAAAUAUAUCAGUACGACUUAAGGAUGCUGAAAUCACCCGUGAAAACCAUCAGUGCCCACAAGACAUCUGUACAGUGUAUAGCAUUUCAGUAUUCCACAACUCUGACGAAGGCAAGUUUAAAUAAAGGCUGCUCAAAUAAGGGCACCUCAGUGAACAAACGGAGUGUUGCUGUGAGUAGCAGCAGUGGGGCUGCUCAGAAUUCUGGAACCGUCAGGGAAGCAGCUGCCCCUUCUGUUGCCACAGUUCUCCCACAGCCUGUGACCACAGCCCUGGGCAAAGGAGCCGUUGCUGCUCAGGAUAAAGCAGGCUUGUCUUCUCGAAGCAUAAAUACAGAUAUUUUAUCUAAGGAAACAGAUGGUGGAAAGAGUCAAGAUUUCUCCAGCUUUGAUGAUACUAGGAAAAGUAGUUUAGGUGACAUGUUCUCACCAGUCAGAGACGAUGUUGUAGUCAGCAAAGGAGGUGAUGAAUCUGUAGGCAAAGGAGAUGGCCUUGACUUUCUACUGCAGCUGAACUCAGUGUUCCCCCCGAGAAAAAAUCCAGUCACUUCCAGCACUCUGGUGUCGCACUCCAGUCCUCUUGCCGUCUUCAUGGAAUCUCCAGGGAGAGAAGACAGUGAGAGCCCUGACCUGGCAGCUGAGGCGAAGAGAGCUCUCCUGGGGAAGCAGGAGCCGAAGGACUCCUUGAAGCAGUUUGCAAAGUUGAUCUCCUCUGGUGCUGAGCCUGGAUUUCUAAAUACCUCUCCAUCAUCUAACCAAAUAAGAAAUCUUGAAAAGUAUGAAAAGCCAGAAAAAGAAACUGAAGCCCCAUUGAUACAUGAACCCUCAGUCAAUGGAUCCUCAACUCCAGUUCCAAAGGUAGCGUCCUCGGUCACUGCUGGAGUAGCCAGCUCACUCUCAGAGAAAAUAGUCGAUACCCUUGGGAGCAGUCGGCCCAGCGCACCGCUGACCUCUGUUCAAAUCCGCUUCAUUCAGAACAUGAUACAGGAAACCUUGGAUGACUGCAGGGAAGCGUGCCAUAAGGAUAUUGUGAAUUUGCAAGUGGAGAUGAUUAAGCAGUUUCAUAUACAGCUGAAUGAAAUACACUCUUUGCUGGAAAGAUACUCUGUGAAUGAAGGAUUGGUGGCUGAAGUCGAACGGCUGCGUGAAGAAAACAAAAGACUACGAACCCACUUCUGAAGACUCAGAAUACCUUCAUUUUUAUGAUUGGGAAGCUUCUGGCAACUAAGAAUGAAACAGAGUCAGUAUUGUUUUCAUGGCCUUGACAGUGGGUUUUGCACCAGGCACUAUUCCAUCUCUAUCAGACAUAUUUAUAUUUUUAUAUUAAAACUGCACAGAAUACCUUCUUCCUAAUAGGGAAGUGAACAGGACCUUUAUGUUCUGAAUGCCUUAGCUAUACACUAAGUGCCCUUUGCCUAAGAGAAGAAAAUGUGCGUAUAAGGCUGGGUUUAUGUUUUACAAGUGACUCUUUAAAACAGUUAUAUUUUUGAUGGACAAAUUAUAUUCCAAAUUUUCUUUUUAGGUAGCCAGCGUUCAAAACAUUGGUAUACCCUCUAUUUUAUGAAGAAAUAACUUUAGAGCGGCAUUUGGAUUUUUUCAUGCUGCUGAUUAGUCAUUAUCUUUGUUAACUGAUGACGUCAGGUCUGACUUAUUUAUUGUUCGAUGUAUGAUGCUUGUAUUUUAAAACUUUGAGUUGUACAGAUACAUGGUACCUUUGACAUUUCUGCUUCUGAGGGCUCCCUAUUUUGGUUUCCGACCUUUACACAUGAAAAACUAAUAAGGUUUUGGAAAAUUCAAGGGCUAUACAUCUGCUGAUUGUCUAAUGGAUUGAUGGUAUGCAAAAUCAUGCUAUAAGGUUUUAAUCACCGUGGCUCAACUUAUAAUCAGUGAAAAUUUAUUAUAAGGUAAUAAAUAUUACAAUAUUGUUGCCAUUUUUCUCACAA